This is a messenger RNA of Dromiciops gliroides (monito del monte), 1812 nucleotides long. RefSeq names its product baculoviral IAP repeat-containing protein 2-like. The coding region runs from base 132 to 1691 and encodes 519 amino acids. The transcript has 7 exons. Gene Ontology annotation, cellular component: cytoplasm; nucleus; spindle microtubule. The record is from RefSeq and is a predicted model, not a curated record. Lineage: Eukaryota; Metazoa; Chordata; Mammalia; Microbiotheria; Microbiotheriidae. Gene Ontology annotation, biological process: regulation of cell cycle.
CUCAAGUAUUUGGCAUGAAAUAUUAUACAUAAUUUCAUUACCAGGUUUUUAGCCUGGUACUAAAACCAUGAAGGAUGCACAAAACUACCUCCCCAGAGAAAGACUUGUCCCACUUUUGCCCCUAGGAUCUCAUGAAUAUAAUUGAAAAUAGCAUGUUCUUAUCAAAUACGAACACCAGCAACCUAUAUGAACUGAAAUACGACUUUUCUUGUGAACUCUACAGAAUAUCUACAUACUCUGCUUUCCCAGUCAAUGUUCCAGUCUCAGAAAGGAGUCUUGCUCGUGCUGGAUUUUAUUACACUGGUGUGAAUGACAGAGUUAAAUGUUUCUGUUGUGGUUUAAUGCUGGAUAAUUGGAAACAAGGAGACAACGCUAUUGACAAACACAAACAGCUAUAUCCUAGCUGUGCCUUUGUUCAAAAUCUGAUUUCAGUUAACAAUCUAGGAUCAUCCUCUCAGGCUGCAUUUUCUUCUUCAGGAAUAAAUAAUGUCACAUGUUCAUUAUCUCCCAAUUCAGAACAAAGUGGAUAUUUCAGUGGUUCUUAUUCUAGUUUUCCACUGGAUCCAGUGACUUCCAGGGCAGUUGAGGACUUGUCUUCUUUGAACACCAGCCCCUACAGUUAUUCAAUGAAUACUGAAGAAGCUAGAUUUCUUACUUACCAGACAUGGCCACUGACAUUUAUGUCACCAUCAGAUUUGGCAAAAGCUGGUUUUUACUACAUAGGACCUGGAGACACAGUAGCUUGCUUUGCCUGUGGUGGGAAACUGAGUAAUUGGGAACCAAAAGAUGAUGCCAUGUCAGAACAUCGGAGACAUUUUCCUAACUGUCCUUUCCUGGAAAAUCAACUCCAAGAAACAUCAAGGUUAAGCGUCUCUAAUCUGAGCAUGCAAACCCAUGCAGCCCGUAUGAAAACCUUUGUGACCUGGCCACCUCAAAUUCCUGUCCAUCCAGAGCAGCUUGCAAGUGCUGGCUUUUAUUAUGUGGGUUGCAAUGAUGAUGUCAAAUGCUUUUGCUGUGAUGGUGGACUGAGGUGCUGGGAAUCAGGAGAUGAUCCUUGGGUGGAGCAUGCCAAAUGGUUCCCAAGGUGUGAAUACUUGGCUGAAAUGAAAGGACAACAGUUCAUCAAUCAAAUUCAGGCUAAUUAUCCUCAUCUUCUUGAACAGCUGCUAUCUACAUCAGAUGCUUCAGUGGAUGAAAGUGUUGAGCUACCAAUUAUUCAUUAUGGACCAGGAGAAAACCAUGCAGAAGAUGCAGUCAUGAUGAAUACAUCUGUGGUCAGAGCAGCUUUGGAAAUGGGUUUUAAUAGAAGCCUAAUAAAACAGACAGUUCAGAGUAAAAUCUUAACAACUGGAGAAAACUACAAAACAAUCAGUGAUCUUGUAUCAGAUUUGCUUAAAGCAGAAGAUGAAACAAGAGAAGAGGAGAAGGAACAACAAUCUGAGGAAAUAGAAUCAGUGGAAAAGAACAUGAAGUAUAUUCCAGCAGAAGAUAUUUCUGACUUGUCAAUAGAAGAGCAGCUGAGGCGAUUACAAGAAGAAAGAACAUGUAAAGUUUGCAUGGACAAAGAAGUAUCGGUUGUAUUUAUUCCAUGUGGACAUCUAGUAGUUUGCAAAGAAUGUGCGCCUUCCCUAAGAAAGUGUCCUAUUUGUAGAAGUACAAUCAAGGGUACAAUUCGUACAUUUCUUUCAUAAAGAAAAAUUAAUAAUCUUCCAAACUUUUAUAACUAAGGAAUUUGAAAUGUUAUUUUACGCCUUCUUAAGUAAAGACUAUUGUUAUUUGUACCUGAUUAACUUCUAUUCUGACUUUUCCCCC